GAAUUGCGCCACCUGUUUCGGUUCAACUAAUCUCCAUUCGCAUUCGAGUUCGUCGAGUGCGAAGAUGAAGAAGCAGAACGUUCGGACCCUCUCUCUGAUCCUCUGUAUGUUUUCCUACCUGCUUGUGGGGGCAGCGGUCUUCGAUGCUCUGGAAUCCGAAUCCGAGAGCUCCAGGAAGAGAAUCUUGGAGCAGAAACGCAACGAAAUGAAGAAGAAAUACCGCUUCUCAGAGGACGACUACCGAGAGAUCGAGCGCGUGGUUUUGCAAGCGGAGCCUCAUCGUGCUGGGAGGCAAUGGAAAUUCGCAGGGUCGUUUUACUUUGCCAUAACUGUCAUCACAACCAUAGGUUACGGGCAUGCAGCUCCCGGCACGGACGCUGGAAAGGUAUUCUGCAUGUUCUACGCAGUGCUGGGCAUUCCACUGACGCUGGUGAUGUUCCAGAGCUUGGGCGAGAGGAUGAACACUUUUGUGCGCUACCUGCUGAGGGCAGUCAAGGAGUGCCUCGGCAUGCGGAGGACGGAGGUCUCCAUGGAGAACAUGGUCCUGGUGGGCUUCCUGUCCUGCAUCGGCACCCUGUGCAUCGGGGCGGCCGCCUUCUCCCACUUUGAGGGCUGGACCUUCUUCCACGCCUACUACUACUGCUUCAUCACCCUCACCACCAUCGGCUUCGGGGACUUUGUGGCGCUGCAGAAGAAGGAGGACCUGCAGGAGAAGACGCCCUACGUGGCCUUCAGCUUCAUGUACAUCCUGGUGGGGCUGACGGUGAUCGGGGCCUUCCUCAACCUGGUGGUGCUCCGCUUCCUCACCAUGAACUCGGAGGACGAGCGGCGGGACGCCGAGGAGCGGGCCUCGCUGAAGAGGGAGAGGGACAUGAUCGCCCUGAGCAUGGGCGAGGACGGCUGCAGCAGGAGCACCCUCUUCCUGCCCAUGGAGGAGGGCACCAGCCGCACCAACCUCAUCCCGUCCCCGGCGGAGGAGCAGGAGGCGCCCCAGGGGACACGGCCCCCAGGGCCCCAGUCUCGCAUCGGAUCUUUCUGCUCCUGCAUGUGCUACCGGCUGGGCACCUGUGACAGCCCUGCUCCUUCCCACCAUGAGCACCUGGGCUGCCACACCAACUCUGUAUACUACAACUCCAUCUCCUACAGGAUCGAGGGUGGAUCCUCCAGCACCAGGGACAAUACAGUCCUGUCCUCCCCGGGCAGCACCCUCUCCCCUGGACACUCCAGUUUCAGGGAGUUCCUGCGCACACGAAGGAAAUCUGUGUAGCCCCUCC
Molecule: messenger RNA, 1274 nt
Organism: Megalops cyprinoides (Indo-Pacific tarpon)
Lineage: Eukaryota; Metazoa; Chordata; Actinopteri; Elopiformes; Megalopidae
Gene: kcnk15
Product: potassium channel, subfamily K, member 15
Exons: 2
Coding region: 65-1267 (400 amino acids)
Biological process (GO): potassium ion transmembrane transport; stabilization of membrane potential
Cellular component (GO): membrane
Molecular function (GO): potassium ion leak channel activity
Source: RefSeq, a predicted model, not a curated record